Messenger RNA from Paramecium sonneborni, 1617 nucleotides. Lineage: Eukaryota; Ciliophora; Oligohymenophorea; Peniculida; Parameciidae. The record is from the annotation of a GenBank genome assembly.
AAUUAAUAAAAAUAUGAAACAACGAUAAAAAUCUCACACUUACUUAUACAAACAAAUAUGUAAACAUUUGAAUGUACCUUGUUCAUCAGGAUUAUUAAAUGGGAUUUAGGAGACCGAAAUAGUUUUAAUUUUAGAACAGUUAGGGUUAAAGGGUAUAAAAAUAAAAUAUAUAUAGAUAUCGAACCUCUAUAAUUAUUGUUAUCUUAAUGUAAAUUCAAAACAAUAAUAUUGAAAAGUAUGUAGAAGAACUUAAAACUCAAUAAAUCUAUGGCAAAUGAUAAUUAUUAAAAAGAAUUGUUAGAGAUCUUGAGAGUGAUUACUAAGUUAUUCACAAAGAGCUUAGAUGUGAUAACAUUUGUAAUUCGAGAUAUAAGAAUGAGUAGUGAACAUAUGCAGAUAAUAUCUUAAGGCAUAGCAGUAGUUUAAUCUUUAAAAGAGCUGCGUAUUAUAUAGUGUUUGAUGACAUCGAAUCAUUUCAGCAUACUUUAACCAUCAUUAAUUUAGAAUUCAUCUCUUCAUAUUGUAGAUUUUUCUCACAAUUAUCUAACUCAUUAAAUUGGAGUAAUGUUAGGAUAAUUACUAUCAGAACAUGGUAAGAGAAGAGAUAGUGUGGAUUAUUUGUACAGAACAAAAGGAGAAAAUCCUGAAGAAGACAUUUCUAAGAUAGGAAUAGGUGAAUUAGAUUUAUCCUAUAAUAAAUUAAAUGAUUAAUUUGUUAAAGAUAUUGUUCCUUAUCUAGAAAGAGAUCGAUGGAUAAAAUCUAUUAAUUUGAAAUAUAAUGCUAUUUAAAAAGAUGGAUUUGAAUUACUUAUCCAAUUACUUGAUAAAAAUACUACUAUAACAAGUUUAGAUAUUCGGAGAAAUUUAGGAACAACUCAAUAAUUCUAAAAAGAGAUUCUAAAAAAAUUAAUGAGAAAUAAAAAUAUAAAAAAUGAUUUGUAAGAAUAAAGAAUGGAGGAAGAAAAUGAAAACAUUUUGGUAAAUGUUUCUGCCAUUCCAUAAAAUCUAUUAUCUAUAAUAUCAGAUUAAGAAAGUCCUGUUAUGUCAUUCGGAGUUUUCGAACCUAAUAAUUAAACUAAAUAAAUGUCAAUAUCAGGAAGACAAGAUUAAUUUAAGUUCAAGUCUGGCUAUAAAAAUAAUGAUUCUGGAUGUUUGGAUUGUAUUCGAAUGUAAAUAAAAGUUAAAAAGUAACAAUAAAUUAUUUAAGUACUGAAGUAGGAAGUACAAUACCUUAGAUUUCAACUUUAAACAAAGCAAUAACAACCCUAGUAAUAAUAAUAAUAAUAACAAUAGUAAUAAUAAUAGACAAUGAACUUCUUAAAUUUAUCGGAUAAUAACAAUUAGCAUCCUCCGCCAUAAGAAAUAGAAUAGGAAGAUAUUUUGAAUAAAAUAGAAUACAUGAUGAAUGAAUUAACUAGAAUGAUGGAUGGUUUAGAUGCUCAAGGAAGUGUAACCAAUAAUCUUAAUGCUCAUCUUUCAAGUACACUUAUUGGAUAAGAUUACACUCGAGUAAUAUGUGAAAGAGAAGAUAGAGCUAAUGAUUUUAUGAAUAUCCUAGGAGACAAUAGCCAAAACAAUUCAUCAGAAUGUUCUGAAGAUGAGGCUAAAUCUUAGUGA